CCUUGAACGCAGCCCUGUUUGCUCCGGAAGUGUUUUUUUCAUUGUGUGUUGUUAUUGUGAGUGAAGUGAGCAUGAAGUGAGCAUGGACUUCUAUCUUAUCAAGAGAAGAGGUUGAUUUAGCUGAAACCUACUUAUGAUGAACUUUGACGGUCUCGACGCCGGCAUGGGGGACUACCCACCCAGGCUUCACGGGACACUGGACGCGGGGAUGGAGCCCUCCAUGGACCCCCACCUAAACCCCAGUUUGAUGCAGGGUGUGGAGCUCGACCCGGAGGGACUCUCUGGGACGGGGACCGAGCCCGUGCACCUUAUGGAGGGGAUGUUUUCAGAACUACACAGUGCGGUUUCUGAAGUUGGCAUCCCCGUCACAGCAACACAUUUUGAUCUCCAGGAGGAAAUGCUCUGGAUGGGAAACCACAGAGGUCAUGUAACCUCCUUCUUUGGACCUACGAUGGGCCGACAUUCUUCUUUCCAGGCGCAUGCAUCAGACGACAUUCGACACAUUCAGAGUUUGGAAACGGGCGUCCUGUUCCUUUCGAAGUCUAACCUCAAAUGCCACACUCGUGGCGGCCUUGUAAUGUUUGAUUACCCGAUGGACGAAGGAGCCGAUAUGCACAGUCUCCUUAUGACUGAUAACAACACCUUGCUCAUGGGUGGAUUACAAAACUAUGCGGUUGAACUUGACUUGAAUACUGUUCAAGAAACCCAAAAGUUCAGUGUUAAUUUGCCUGGGGUGGCGAUAAUGCGCCAAACGGGUCGUUACUUCUACUGUGGCCACACUUCUGGCAAGAUCACCCUUCGGGACUUGCGCAGCUUCAAAACAGAGCACGAGUUUGACGCCUUCUCUGGCAGCCUUUCAGACUUUGACGUUCAUGGAAACCUGCUGGCUGCGUGCGGGUUUUCCAGCCGAGGAAUGAAUGGGUUGGCAUGCGACCGGUUCCUCAUGGUCUAUGACCUCCGUAUGAUGCGAGCAGUGACGCCGCUUCAGGUGCACGUGGACCCGUUGUUCCUGCGGUUCAUUCCCACCUACACAUCACGCCUGGCAAUCAUCUCACAGACUGGUCAGUGCCAGUUCUGUGAGCCCACCGGUCUCGCCAAUAUGGCGGACAUUUUUCACGUCAACACCGUAGGACAACUGCUCAUGAGUUUCGACGUAUCGUCCAGCAAACAAGCCCUGGCCUUCGGGGACUCGGGUGGAUGCGUGCACCUGUGGUCUGAUGCUCCGGAGGUGUCAUUUAAUGACUACUCCAGGGAGACGGAUUUUGCUCUGCCUUGCCUUGUGGACACGCUGCCUCAGUUGGACUGGAACCACGAUCUGCUGCCGCUCUCGAUUAUACCCAUGCCGCUCACCAGCACCGAGCAUCUGCUGUCGGAGUGGUCCACUGCAAUGGCUACACCCAGCCCGAGACGAGCUCCUCCUGUGGACCCGGAAAUCCUGCGCACUAUAAAAACAGUUGGGUUUAUUGGUUAUGCGGCAAAUCCUCGCACCCGUCCUCGGAACCAGGUUCCUUACAAAAUUAAAGACGUGGAGCUGGAUUAUGAUAAUUACAACCAGGUCCCUGAAUCUCCAAUUGGACGUGAUGAAGAGCCACACCUUUACAUGGUCCCCAAAAAGUACCGAAAGGUCACAAUUAAAUACUCUAAACUUGGAUUGGAGGACUUUGACUUCAAACAUUACAACAGGACCUUGUUUGCUGGUCUGGAGCCUCACAUUCCCAAUGCUUACUGCAACUGCAUGAUUCAGGUACUAUAUUUCCUGGAGCCAAUCCGGUACCUGGUGCAGAAUCAUUUGUGCCAGAAGGAGUUUUGCUUGGCCUGUGAGCUUGGCUUCCUUUUCCACAUGUUGGAUCUGUCACGCGGAGACCCGUGUCAGGCCAGUAACUUCCUCCGAGCGUUUCGUACCAUCCCAGAGGCCUCGGCGCUGGGUCUGAUCCUCGCCGACUCAGACGAGCAAACGGGGAAGGCGCGACUCGGCCGCUUAAUCCAGAGCUGGAACCGCUUCAUUCUUACCCAGCUGCACCAGGAGACGCAGGAGCAGGAGGGCCCGCAGGCCUACAGGGGAGCCAGCAGCAGUACUCUGGGAUCUUCUGGUGAGUCCGCCAUCGGGAAACUAUUUGGAUGUGAGGUGGAGAACAGCAGCCUGUGUCGCUGUGGCAAGGAGACGGUCCGCUCCUCCCUCUCGCUGCUCUUCACCAUGCAUUACCCCGAGCAGAACUCUCAAGAAAAGACAGUGAAAGAAUAUGACUUUGCUGAGAUCUUGAAGAAAAGCAUCUGUCUGGAGCAGAGCACCCAGGCGUGGUGUGAAAACUGUGAGAAGUAUCAACCCACAGUGCAGACACGCAACAUCCGAUGUCUCCCAGAUGUUCUGGUCAUCAACUGCGAAGUGAACAGUGCUAAAGAGGCGGAAUUCUGGAAGGUUCAGGCGGAGUACGCCUUCAAUAAGGCCAUCAAGAAAGAAGCCAUGGAACCUCCAAAACCUAAAGAGCCGCCCCUGCCAAUGCCCACCGAGUGGUGCUUGGACGGGGAGGGCGUUUGCAGUAUGGAGGGCAUCACCUUUGACACGCGAGCGGAGGAUCUGCGACACGUGUGGAUCCCCCUGAGUCUCAAGAUGUCCAUCAGCAAAAGCCAGGGACUGGAAAUCAGCAGCUGGCCUGAAGGAGAGGAGCUAAGUUCCGCUGAGGAGGAGGAGGAGGGCGCGUCGGUCUACGACUUGGUGGUCACUGUGCCGCACAUCCUGGACGCUCGCACGGGUGGAAACUUGGUUGCACACAUCAAAGUAGGAGAGACCUACCAUCAAAGAAAAGAGGGAGUCACACAUCAGCAAUGGUACCUCUUCAACGACUUCUUAAUCGAGCCAAUUGACAAGACCGAAGCUGCCCAGUUUGAUGUGAGCUGGAAGGUGCCAGGCAUUCUGUAUUAUGCCAAGAGGAACUACCACACCAAAUACGACCUGCGCAUUAAAAACCCCAUAGAUGCCAGCGUACUGCUGACGGAGGCCUCGCUGGCUCGGAAGCAGAGGAAGAGUCACGCCACCUUCAUCCCCCUCAUGGUCAGCGAGAUGCCGCAGGCCGGGGACUUGGUGGGGCUGGACGCUGAGUUUGUCACGCUCAACCAGGAAGAGGCGGAGCUUCGCAGUGACGGCACCAAGUCGACCAUCAAGCCCAGUCAGAUGUCCGUGGCCAGGAUCACCUGCGUGAGGGGUCAGGGGCCCAACGAGGGGGUCCCUUUCAUCGAUGACUACAUAUCGACUCAGGAGCAGGUGGUCGACUAUUUGACUCAAUAUUCUGGCAUCAAACCAGGAGACCUGGAUGCAAAGAUCUCUUCGAAGCAUUUGACCACGCUGAAGUCCACUUACUUGAAGCUGCGCUUCCUCAUCGACACCGGAGUUCGCUUCGUUGGUCACGGUCUACAGAAGGACUUUCGGGUUAUUAAUUUAUUGGUUUUGAAGGACCAAGUCGUCGACACGGUCUACCUGUUCCAUUUACCUCGCAAAAGGAUGAUUUCUCUGAGAUUCCUCGCCUGGUACUUCCUAGAGCUCAACAUCCAGGGGGAAACCCACGACAGCAUAGAGGAUGCACGCACCGCCCUGCAGCUAUACAGGAAGUACCUGGAGCUGAGUCGCGGAGGGGGGAACGACGAAGUGAGGAAGGUGCUUAAGGGACUCUACGAAAAGGGUCGCCAGCUGGACUGGAAAGUUCCAGAGUCGGACACAGGAGACGGUCGAGGUAGCCCAAAAAGUGCUGCUGUGUUUCCCUCUGGGAUGGGGCUGUGAGCUGCACCGUGACCUUUUCCCACUGAAGAGUUUUGAUUGACAUCUGCUAGUCAGAUUUUAUACUUAUUUGCAUUUUAUUUGCGCAUUGCGCACAUUGUACAUGAAGGUCUUCGUUUGCAGUCCACUUCAGCUCGGUGACUAAGCAGUUUUAAUCAUGUAAGAAGUAGUACCUUUCGUCCAGGAAAUGGUUUUGGAAAAAUAAAAAUUUGUAUCGUAUGCUUUUUUUAAAAAAACAAACAGAAUGCAACAUGUUGUUUUGGUGCAUGUAAAUAAAUGAACGUAUCAUGAGCACUA
Molecule: messenger RNA, 4066 nt
Organism: Gasterosteus aculeatus aculeatus (three-spined stickleback)
Lineage: Eukaryota; Metazoa; Chordata; Actinopteri; Perciformes; Gasterosteidae
Gene: pan2
Product: poly(A) specific ribonuclease subunit PAN2
Biological process (GO): nuclear-transcribed mRNA poly(A) tail shortening; mRNA processing
Cellular component (GO): P-body; PAN complex
Molecular function (GO): nucleic acid binding; protein binding; poly(A)-specific ribonuclease activity
Source: RefSeq, a predicted model, not a curated record